Molecule: messenger RNA, 1624 nt
Organism: Cynocephalus volans (Philippine flying lemur)
Lineage: Eukaryota; Metazoa; Chordata; Mammalia; Dermoptera; Cynocephalidae
Gene: SWSAP1
Product: SWIM-type zinc finger 7 associated protein 1
Exons: 2
Coding region: 1-753 (250 amino acids)
Biological process (GO): double-strand break repair via homologous recombination
Cellular component (GO): Shu complex
Molecular function (GO): single-stranded DNA binding; ATP hydrolysis activity
Source: RefSeq, a predicted model, not a curated record
AUGGCGGAGAUUCUGAGGCGGGUGCUAAGUGGAAGCGGCGCGGCCGGACCCGGGGAGGAGAACACGGCUGAGGCCGGACCGCCGUUGCUGCUGCUCGGCACUCCGGGUUCUGGAAAAACAACGCUGCUAUUCGCGGCAGCCCUGGAGGUGGCGGGGGAGGGCCGAGGCCCCGUAAUCUUCCUGACCCGGAGGCCUCUUCAAAGCCUGCCCCGCCGAACUGGAGCAGGGCUCGACCCUCUGCGUCUCCAGAAGAUCCGCUUCCAGUACCCACCCUCAACCCAAGAGCUUCUCCGGCUCCUGUGCUCUGCCCAUGAGUCCCCCGGGCCAACCCCCUCCCUUCUACUACUUGACGGCCUGGAGGAAUACCUAGCGGAAGAACCGGGCCCCCAGGAAGCCGCCUACCUGGCUGCUCUGCUUCUGGACACAGCCGCGCACUUCAGCCACCGAGUUGGGCCCGGCCGGGACUGUGGACUGGUGGUGGCCCUCCAGACCCAGGAGGAGGCAGACAGUGGGGAUGCUCUGCAGCUGGCACUGCUCCAGCGGUAUUUCCCUGUCCAAUGCUGGCUGCAGCCGGAUACACCAGGCACAAGAGAGCGCUGCCUUCGAGUCUGCCUGGAGCCAGGUGGGCUGGGCCCCAGGGCAGAGUGGCGUGUGACUUUCAGAGCAGAUGGAGAGAUGAUGAUCACCCCGUGGCCCACCCAGACUGGUGACCCCAGCUCAGAAAAAGGUUCAAGCUCUGGAGGCCGGCCCUGAGUUUUGGUGUGUGACAACUUCUCUGUGCCUUAGUUUCCCAUGUCUGUAAUACCUACCUCAGGGACAUGUACAGAUUCAAAGACCUAAAGAAUGUAAAGUACAUUUUCUCUUUUAAAAAAAUAGCAUUAUCAGGGCUGGCUGGUUAACUCAGUUGGUCAAAGCACGGUGCUGAUAACACCAAGGUCCAGGGUGCCAUCCCUGUACCGGCCAGCCUUCAAAAAGAAAAACAACAACAAAAAAAUAGCAUUAUCAUGUACAUAUUUAAUCAGUACAUGUUUAGUUUUGCUGUUUUGAACUUUAUAAAAAGAGUUUCAUGAUAAAUGUAAUCGUCUGAAACUUCCUUCUUUUCCCACUCACCAUUGUUACUAAGAUCUUGACACAUUUUUUAGUCCGUUCCUUUUUCUGUAUUGCAUAUAAUUCUAUGGGAGACUAUACCCCAAUUUAUUCAUCAGAUUGACUUAUUUACUGCAAUGAACAUUCUUGCGUACAUGUCGUGGUAUGUGUGUGAGUUUUUAGUGUAUAUACCUAGAAGUGGAAUGGUUGGAGCAAAAGAUAUGCAUUGUUCAGAUUUCUUAGGAUAUGACAAACUUACUUUCUUUUUUUUUUUGGUGGCUGGCUGGUAUGGGGAUCCUAACCCUUGACCUUGGUGUUAUCAGCACCAUGCUCUCCCAAGUGAGCCACCGGUCAGCCCCUCCAACUUUCUUAAAGUCAUUAAAGCAGAACUCUCGUUUAGUCAUCAAGUAAGACUUGACAUCAUCAGAGUGCUUUCUUAGAACAUGGCCUGAUUCAGAAUAAAGCCCUAUGAAUUUUUGUUGUUACUGUUGCUAUUAUUAGUGGCAGAGAAUAGUUAGAGGCUCACUAAACAGCUUUC